UGUCGCGUUGUUCUCGGUUUGGAACGGUUCUGAACAGUUGCUGGUCGCAAGGAUACACACAUCUGUUUAUCGUCUGGCUUGUACGAUAGCUUCAGUUUGGAUUUAUUUUAUAUUUUCAGCACGAGUGUGUGAAACCGUCUUUGGGAAAUAUAUCUCUUCAACCCGUGCACUAGAGCAAAUGGAAGUAGUGUGUGAAAAUUUAGGAAAAAGCGAAUACUGCCAAUUGAAGUGUGUGUGUGAUCUUCCACUACAGCUUGCUAAAGUAAAAAGUGAAUUCCAAAUGAAUGUUUACAGUUGCUUGCCUUAGUCAAACCAGCGUCAGUGGAAGCGUUUUCACGACCGCUCGUUUCGUUUCAUACUUCUUUCUUUGAGUGUGGAAAAUCGCCUGCUGGCCAGGAGAAGCAUUGCUCCAUUUUCCAUCCGGAAUAGCGCACAUACACAUACAUAUGGUAUUUUGAUGUCAUCGCCGUAAACGUCAUUGCUGUUCAGUUGCUCCUUCGGUUGUGUUUUCCAGCAUUGUGGUCCAUUGCCGUGAACGGUAGUGUCCUUUCGAGUGACGUAGAGAGAGAGAGAGAGAGAGAGAGAGAGAGAGAGAGAGAGAGAGAGAGAGAGAGAGAGAGAGAGAGAGAGAGUCUGUCGGGUUGGAGCGCUUCGGGGGGACUAGUGCCCGUUUGAUACCUCGUGCCACGGUGCCAGUCCCGUACGAUUAGCAUUCGAGUGUCCGUGCGUGCGGGUGGUAGCCAGUGCUAGCAGGGUACAAAAAUAUGUUGUGCCAAGAAUCGAAAAGAGUUGUGAAUAAUUUACACAGGUCGCGAAAAGUAUGGAUAAAAGCUCUGUUCAUUAUACUUGUGCUGAAUGCGCAUGUGCUUGUUGUGACAUCGCAGCAGCAGCAGCAGCAGCAGCAGCAGCACCAACACCAACAUCAGCAGCAUCAACAGCAGCAACAACAGCAGCAGCUUUUGCCCACAAACCUGCCAUCACCGCAAAAACGAGCCGGUAACACUGCCGACGGUGCCAAAGACCAUUGCAACAAAACUGUUGACAUCUACGAGGAUAUUUCUUCACCAGAAGUUACAAACCUUAAUCGAAACCGACCACUCACAUGCUGGUAUCGGUUUCGCAGCUUCCGGGGUGCACCCCGCGAUUGGGUGCUACGGUUGAAUUUCAAAAAGUUCAAAGUAGGAACCCUACUUAAUGCGACACACUGCGAUGGAGGCUACUUACAGAUAGUGGAUGGCAAUGCCAAAACCGAUGUGUCAAACCGUCGAGAACCGGGUCAAUUCUGCGGCGAAUCGGAGCAACCGCAAACGUUCAUCAGUGAAACAAGUGCCGUCAAAAUAGUCUUUCACACCGAUAACUUCACCGACCAGACAUAUUUCGCUUUCGACUCUGGCGCAGAACAACAAAUGGAGGUAUUCAACCGUUACGGCCCGCACCCGGAACUUUAUCCAAAUCGUCGGGGAGAAGUGGUGCAAGGGUCGUACUGUGAGCGAGAAUUUCGCGACUGUCGACUACAGACGUGCUAUGUGCAGUCACCCGCUUAUCCAGGAAUAUAUCCGCGAGCGUUGAAGUGUCGCUAUCGGUUGCACACGAGACUUCCUUUCAUCAAGCUCUACAUCCAGAACGAACAGUUUGCCGUGGACGGGCAGAGGUGUGAAAACAUCAUGACAUGUCCGAUGAAGGAAAUAGGGUCCGGCUCCGAACACUGCCCCUACGAUUGGUUGGCGGUGUACGAUGGACGAGACGAACAUGCACCACCAAUUGGAAAGUUCUGUGGGAUGGGGAAAUUCCCCUUCAGUAUCAUUGGAACAUCGCAACAUAUGUAUGUGGAGUUUGUAUCGUCACCUGCCGGGCCACUACUGAACACGGGUUUCCAUUUCAAUGUGGGAAAUUGGCCCGGGCAUGUGGAAACGGUUGGAACAAAACAUGGCGCAUGCGAUUGGUUACUUAGUUCUGAUGCGUUACGCGCUACCAGUGCGUCCGAAGGCAUUUUUCUAAGUGUAGCACAUUGGUACCCACCAAACACAUCCUGCAGCUACCAUAUACAAGGGAACGAGGACGAGGUCGUUCGGCUCUACUUUCCUAGCUUCCGAAUAAACCGUAUCGAAGCGCCUAUCAUAAAGCAUGAGGAGGAUUGCGCAGAAUCGCUCACGAUCUAUGAUGCAAACAAUCCUGAUCCGGCCCGUAUCAUUAAAACGUUUUGCGAUACCUUCUCCCGGCCAAUGGAAAAGAUCGAUUUUGUUAGCACAGGUCGUUCGCUGUACGUAAAGUUCCUCAGCAAAACCGGCUCAUAUAGUGGCAGCUCGUUAUACUACUGGGCUCAUUACGAUUUCUUCAACAACACCAAGUUUGGCGAUCCCGUACCAAACACACUCUGCGAUGAAGUCUUCUAUGCCUGGAAGUACAGCCGGGGUGAGCUUAAAUCGCCACGGAAUACGCUCAUCUACAAGCGUGCCUCCGGUAGCGAUGUGCGUUGUCAGUACAAGUUCAUCACGGAUCGACGUUUGUUCUCGCGUGUAGUGGUAGAGGUGACAUCGGUGACAUUCAAAGAAGUACCCUACUCGGUAAGCGCAUGCACCCGAUGCCACGAGGAGCGAGUGGAUAAGCUAAUUUUAUGGGAAGAACGUGACAAGAGCCAAAACCGAUUGGCUUGCUUCUGUGACAACAUUCCCCGACCGGUGCGUAUCAUAUCCUCGGGGGAUCAAAUGAAUCUGGAACUUAUCAUUCAAGGACAGCACGCCACGACAAGCUACUUUAAAAAUCCAAACACUCUGUUCGAGGCGAAUUACGAGUUUGCUCAUGGGCCGAUUUGUGGACCAAUAACGUUAGGUCCUUCGCCCGAUGGAGAGCUAGUUUUUCCUUACAAAAACGCACUGGGAUUCCAGCUGACCGAAAACCGUAAAGAAAAGUGCAUCUGGGAGCUUAAGGUAGCGGCACAGCGUGACCUCUGGCUACACCUGGAUAAGGCACGGUUUGCUGAGCGAAGCUGUGAGCAUGGCCGUAUCGAGGUGUAUCUCGCCGGUCGGCUUGAGCCACGCUUUAUCAUUUGCCCUGAAAAUGUGAGCCUUGCGCGGGAUCUGCCCAUUCUGUCAGCGGCCGAGCUGGGUGCCGUGGAGAACGAAAACGAACCGCUACCAGUGCUAAUACAGUACACAGGUGAUAGUGCCAUCGGCAAGAACGCAUUUAAAUUCGUUUGGACAGAACUGUUCCAUCUACCUCGCAACGCCGACGGAACGCUGGCAACUUCCGCAAUGUUCAAGGACAGUUGCGAUUUCUACUGUCCCGGCGAUCAGCACGUUUGCAUACCGGAGUAUCUGCUGUGCAACGGCGUGCUUAACUGUCCCAACGUGACUGGCCUGCGCGUAGUAGAAAGCAACAUCGAUAAAAACUACGAGUACAUCGAGGAAAAUUAUCUACGCACCGGGCUUUUCGAUAAGGAGUUCCUGCUCAAUAUCGAGUAUUUGACCGACGAAUCGCCGGAGCUCUGCCGGACCAAGUACAUACCGGGCAGCCGGCCUGGGCAGGUCGAGCUACCAGAUGUGGUAGAGUGCUUCCAGUUUCCGGUGGUGCAAAUGGUUGUCGCUGGCAUCAUAGUCAGUGCGCUAAUCAUUCUUGCAUUCGUUAUCUAUUGUCGUCUGUACGGACAGAAGUACUACGAAUGAGAGGAACCACACUAGCGUUGGUUGUAGCGUCCCUGCAUCCGCUCUAUAGACUAUCUCUGAUAAGGUAAGUUGUUAGGUUUUUUUGUGACUCUUUUCACAUUCCCGACUCCGUUUUCUUCGCUCCUUCAUUAGUUAAUCAGCAUGGGUAGACGCAACGAGCGAGCUUAUUGUGUGUUGCGCAAAGGUACUAGGAACAUAGCAAAGGACUAGUAACACAGCAUGUAGGGUUUGAGUAGUAACGUUCACCACCAUUUACUACUACAGAAAUAUUCCAUUUCUUAUGAACUUUCUUUAUGCACUGAUUUUUGAAACAAGUAGAACAUUUGCGAUUUUCCAGAUGUAAUUGUAUUUCAGCAAUUAUCUUACGGUGAGAAUGAAACCCUUUCACUGAUAAGAAAACAGUUAUCACAAGAAAAACGGCACACACAAAAUUAGUAUGAACUGUGACAAAGUUUUGAGCACCAAACAAACUAGUUUAGAGAACAUUUUCUUUACUCUUUUCCGUAGUAAACAAUAGUUCCGAUUCUUUGUUAUUUGACAUUACACGAAAAACCCCCAUUUGAUGAGCGACAUUGAAUGAAGCAAGUUGUGUUUGAGAUGGUGAUGGAUUGCUUUAGACAGAAAUGAAAGUGCAUCGGAAAGUAUUGCAGGGAAGCUUGUACACGGUGCAUUACAGCGAAAUUUAACAAUCGUUUCACCGAAACAUACAUUGUUGUUGAACGCAGUGCAGACAUUGAAUCCAGUUAAACUAUAGGCAAAUAAAAGGCAAUUCUUUACGAUAAUGAAAAGAAAAUUAAAAAAAAAAAAACAAAUCUUUGCACAACUUGUACAUAAGUAAAAUUUAAACUAAGAACCCUAACAACAACAAAACAAAACUCACAAACAAAUAAGAACCAGAGUGGACUUAGG
Molecule: messenger RNA, 4571 nt
Organism: Anopheles merus
Lineage: Eukaryota; Metazoa; Arthropoda; Insecta; Diptera; Culicidae
Exons: 9
Coding region: 765-3662 (965 amino acids)
Cellular component (GO): plasma membrane
Source: RefSeq, a predicted model, not a curated record